AUGCUCCGGUUGGCUGUGGUGGCCUUGUUCUGUGUCACAUCAUCUUUGGGCAGGCGAGCUAUCAAUGGAACUCACUGCAUCAAAAACCAGGUGAUAACGAGAAUCACUGUCUUCGAAGACGGUACCCUCGAAGCCGAAUGUGGACCGAUUCCAUGUGGGGAAGUAGGUCGCCGAUGCAUUCAUGAUCAGACGAGUUGUCGGGCCGACACAGAUGUCUUCUCAGGAAUGCGCUGGGCGCCAAACGGGCAAAGUGUCCUGCUGAGGUGCUGCACUAUCAAAGUGCCCAAUAAGAUCUAUGUCGGUACAGACCUCGUAACAGCCGGCUCGUACUAUGAAGGUGGAGUAAUUGCUAAGAAAGAUAUGUACUAUCCAAAAGGCCGAGAGUACGAUUUCAUCGCCAACGUUCGAACAGAACAGUGA
Messenger RNA from Haemonchus placei, 420 nucleotides. Lineage: Eukaryota; Metazoa; Nematoda; Chromadorea; Rhabditida; Trichostrongylidae. The record is from the annotation of a GenBank genome assembly.